Molecule: messenger RNA, 1290 nt
Organism: Hippocampus zosterae (dwarf seahorse)
Lineage: Eukaryota; Metazoa; Chordata; Actinopteri; Syngnathiformes; Syngnathidae
Product: ras-related protein Rap-1A
Exons: 8
Coding region: 213-770 (185 amino acids)
Biological process (GO): Rap protein signal transduction; cellular response to cAMP; negative regulation of synaptic vesicle exocytosis
Cellular component (GO): plasma membrane
Molecular function (GO): GTPase activity; GDP binding; GTP binding
Source: RefSeq, a predicted model, not a curated record
AGCGGUCGAUACGUAUUUACCAUCGCUGGGCCUUUCUCCGACUCGACACUCGCGCUGCGUCCCGCUGGUGACCUGCUUUCCUCGGAUCGUAACCUGUUUUGCUUGGAUAAAACGACAUUAAAGCUCCGCGAGUAGCUUCCGAAACACUCCCAUUCUAGUCAAGGCCAGGCGGAAGGGCAGACUGUUUGGCUGUCUGCUGAAGUGAUCCCGCCAUGCGUGAAUACAAGCUAGUGGUGUUAGGCUCUGGAGGUGUGGGCAAGUCCGCUCUGACAGUACAAUUUGUGCAGGGAAUCUUUGUGGAAAAAUAUGACCCGACAAUAGAAGACUCGUACAGAAAGCAAGUGGAGGUAGACGGGCAGCAAUGUAUGCUUGAAAUUCUCGACACAGCCGGCACAGAGCAGUUCACAGCAAUGAGGGACCUGUACAUGAAGAACGGCCAAGGCUUUGCCCUGGUUUACUCCAUCACAGCACAGUCCACCUUUAACGACCUCCAGGACCUGAGGGAACAGAUUCUACGAGUAAAGGACACAGAAGAUGUGCCGAUGAUCCUGGUGGGCAACAAGUGCGACUUGGAGGAUGAGCGUGUGGUGGGCAAGGAGCAGGGCCAGAACCUGGCCAGACAGUGGAACCACUGUGCCUUUUUAGAGUCCUCUGCUAAGUCAAAGAUCAACGUCCUUGAUAUCUUCUAUGACUUGGUCAGACAGAUAAAUAGGAAAACGCCAGUGGAAAAGAAAAAGGCAAAAAAGAAAUCCAACUGUGUGCUGCUUUAAAGACCCUCCCAUCCUAAAGCCCCUGCAGCAGCUCUGAGCCAGAAAUGCUGUAAUGAAGAACUGUUGCCCCGAUUGGAACGUGCCAGCAUUCCAACAGUCCUGCCCACCCUUCCCCUCCCGGCCUCCCCCUCUCCACCCCAUCAGCCACAAACGGUGAAUCAGCUGAGCGUCCACACCGCUCUAUCCUACACGAGAUGAGGAUGAAGUAUGACAUGGAGAGAAAAGAAAAAAAAAGAUCAAAGAGAAAGACAGUCGGCGAGAGAUGACUCUGCUCUCUGCCCCUGAGGACCUUCUUCCCAAUGUGUGUCUGCUGAAAGGACACAUUUGCUCCAUUUCUGCACCAAAAACCAAAAGGCCACAAACUGAUGACAACAGCGCAGGAAAUCUGUUAAAAGAAAGAAAUGAAAUGUCCACGAGCCGCCUAAACACGGCUCAAACGGCAGCCCCAGCCCAAGCCCCCGCCCCCUUCUUUUUUUGACACUUUUAACACACACACACACACACACACACACACACAAAA